This is a messenger RNA of Cheilinus undulatus (humphead wrasse), 927 nucleotides long. It is a transcript of the gene sec61b, whose product is annotated as SEC61 translocon subunit beta. Gene Ontology annotation, biological process: intracellular protein transport. Bases 156 to 449 code for a protein of 97 amino acids. Gene Ontology annotation, cellular component: Sec61 translocon complex. The transcript is spliced from 4 exons. The record is from RefSeq and is a predicted model, not a curated record. Lineage: Eukaryota; Metazoa; Chordata; Actinopteri; Labriformes; Labridae.
UUUGCAGUCGUGUCCUUUUUAGACAAGCGUCAGCUUUGUGGGUUCUCUUCUCAAGUUUUGACCCAUUCAUACGACUGUGAGCUGUUCAUUUGACGUGGACAUCAGCUUGAAGAGGGGCUCAGGGUUCUAAGUCUCAUCCGGACAAAGACGACAAAAUGCCUGGACCAGCAGCAAGUGCAACAAAUGUUGGGGCAUCUGGCCGUUCCCCCAGCAAGACAGUGGCUCCCCGGGCAGCAGGCUCUACAGUCAGACAAAGGAAAGCUACCAGCAGCGGCACACGCAGCGGUGGCAGGACCACAGGAUCGGCAGGAACCGGUGGCAUGUGGCGCUUUUACACAGAAGACUCGCCAGGCCUCAAAGUCGGCCCGGUGCCUGUGCUGGUAAUGAGUCUGCUCUUCAUCGCUUCUGUCUUCAUGCUGCACAUCUGGGGGAAGUACACACGCUCUUAAACACCGCCUGAUGACUUCUGACCCUGCGCCUCGGCUUCUUAACAUAUUGGACCUGGACCAAACAACAACAACUCAACCCUACUCCCUUUUUUUCCUUUUCCACAAUCACUACAACACACAGACACACAACCUGGAUUUUUUUAUGUGACCCUUUCAGAACAAGAACUUUCUCAGAGAUACUUUCAUCCACAUUGUUGCUUUUGUUCAUCCUAGAUUUUUGAGAUCUGACGUGGCGAACUGGAGGAAGCCAAGUUUUCACAUGCAGUGUCUGUGUGUUUGUUUGUAUGGCCCUCCCACCAAGCAGCAACAGCAGCAUGUUUACGCCACUGUUGCAUAAAGGUUUAGUUCCAUGCUCAAGGACAUUGUUGUUUUCAGGCCCCAGCAAACAUUUCUUAUUGUAGCCUGGAUUGCAUUUUUUUUUGUUAACAGCAUUUGUACAAAUGUAAUUGUAAAAUUGUACAAUAAAAAUGGAAAAAUA